CAGAACAGGGCGAUCUACCUCACAGGAGGCGGGGAGAUGGCAGACAGGAAGGGAAGAGUCCUCGCAUCGGAUCCCUAGAGAGAUCUCCAUGAAUCCUAUUCAGCUCCAGAAGCAAAAGAAAGUUUUCCACUUUGGGAUUAUCCGGUAAACUGAGCGACAUCCAGAAGUCUCUCCUAAGUCUGGACACAGGGAUCCGCAGAGAUGGACAAUACAACGGCAGAACCGAUGGAGUUAAACGUGUCGCUGUCCACUCAGGAUCCCACGCCGGUGGUUCAGACCACGCUAAGCACCCUGGCAGAGUUAUUUACUAUGAAGGUUAAUACCGCCGCAGAGCUUCGGACCGCUUCCAAUACUUCUGUAGAUGGGGAUCGGUUAUUUCUGACAACUGCUGCUGCGAAGGGCAUCUCGGGCUUGUUUGUCUGGACGGCUCUGCUACUGACUUGCCACCAGAUCUACCUUCAUCUACGAAAUUACACGAUUCCCAAAGAGCAGCGUUAUAUCAUCCGGAUCCUCUUUAUUGUGCCCAUUUACUCCUUCGACUCCUGGCUGAGCCUGUUGCUCAUAGGCAACGACCAGUACUACGUGUAUUUCGACUCAGUCAGGGAUUGCUAUGAAGCCUUUGUUAUAUACAGUUUCCUCAGCCUCUGCUUCGAGUAUCUCGGCGGAGAGAGCGCCAUCAUGACGGAGAUACGUGGAAAGCCCAUAAAAUCCAGCUGCUUCUAUGGGACCUGCUGUCUCCAAGGAAUGUCCUACUCCAUUGGCUUCCUCCGAUUUUGCAAGCAGGCCACCCUGCAGUUCUGUAUAGUGAAGCCCAUCAUGGCGGUCGUCACAAUAAUCCUACAAGCAUUUGGGAAAUACCAUGACGGGGAUUUCAACGUUCAGAGCGGCUACCUGUAUAUCACAAUCAUAUAUAACUUCUCCGUCAGCCUGGCUCUCUACGCCUUGUUUCUCUUCUACUUUGCCACCAAGGAGCUGCUGCACCCCUUUGAGCCUGUGCUGAAGUUUCUUACCAUCAAAGCGGUCAUCUUUCUAUCAUUUUGGCAAGGAAUGCUCCUGGCAAUACUGGAGAGAUGCGGGGUCAUUCCCGAAGUACAGAUCAUCAAUGGUAACCCAGUCGGUGCAGGGACAGUAGCUGCCGGGUAUCAGAACUUCAUCAUCUGCAUUGAAAUGCUGUUUGCGGCCAUUUCCCUGCGGUACGCCUUCACCUGCCAGGUUUAUCGGGAGAAGAAAGAGAACUCAACAGCAAACGUGGCUCCCAUGCAGAGCAUUUCCAGCGGUUUGAAGGAGACAAUGAGCCCCCAUGACAUUGUGCAGGAUGCCAUCCACAACUUCUCACCAACGUACCAACAGUACACCCAACAGUCCAUGCAGGACAUGCAGCAAAAAUCACAAGGACAGAACGGGCAUGCAGGUGCCAACAAAGGACCGUCGGGCAAGAGAAGGAAACAGAAUGAGAAGAUGAUGCUUAUUGUAUCUGACGAUGAACUCUAGGGACUAACCAAAUCUCGGUGGUUUCUGGCCCGGUGAUUGUAGCUGCUUUGUGGUUUACCAAUGUUUCUGACAAGUGGGUGUCCUAAAGGAUCCUUUCAAUGCAUGGGAUUGAUGACCACCCAAAAAACUGUACAGAGACAUGUAAUGUAUUGGUCUGCAUCAGGUCAUGACCUUGCCAAGGAUGGAGCAUCUUCAGCCAAUUGUCUUCUGUUUGUUGUAUUGUAUUUGUGCAGAGUAGAUGUUUUUAUGUUUUUUAUAAUAAUUUUAGCAUCAUGCCAAAAAAUUCUUAGUAUGUUUUUUUUUUUUUGUUUUUUUGUUUUUUUUUCUAUUCCUGUAAUUUUUUGUUUUAUUUCUGUAAAUCGCUCUUCUGCAAUCCCAGAAAUCCACGGUGGAGUAAUUUUGAGUCCAAGGUCAGUUUGGCGGACAGUCUUUUCUUCGUUUACAUUGAUAUUCUUCUCAUACCCAAUAAUAACAGAUGCAGAAUAAAAAAUGGGACUAUGCGUCAAAGUCAUUUCAAAGAAUACGGUCUGUGUGCCGCUGUUUCCGGAAGAUGAAUGGAAUCAUUUUAUGGACAGAUCUCUCUGGAUUACAGAACGAUGGACUGGGAUUUUCUUAAUAUUUCCGUCAAAAUAGGAGUUUAUUAAAGAUAUGGAUUCAGAAAAAGA
Bufo gargarizans (Asiatic toad) is the source of this 2156-nucleotide messenger RNA. RefSeq names its product transmembrane protein 184A (gene TMEM184A). Gene Ontology annotation, cellular component: early endosome membrane. Gene Ontology annotation, biological process: transport. Gene Ontology annotation, molecular function: transporter activity. The coding region runs from base 202 to 1491 and encodes 429 amino acids. The transcript is spliced from 9 exons. The record is from RefSeq and is a predicted model, not a curated record. NCBI's taxonomy places the organism in Eukaryota, Metazoa, Chordata, Amphibia, Anura, Bufonidae.